Molecule: messenger RNA, 287 nt
Organism: Staurois parvus
Lineage: Eukaryota; Metazoa; Chordata; Amphibia; Anura; Ranidae
Source: the annotation of a GenBank genome assembly
UGCUGCCAAUCAGUGCCACCUGUCAGUGCCAGUCAGUGCUGCCUACCAGUGCCAUCAGUGCCGCCUAUCAGCGCCAUUCAGUGCCGCCUAUCAGUGCCAUAUAUGAGUGCUGCCUUUCAGUGCCCAUCAGUGAUGCCUGUCAAUGCCCCUCGGUGCCACCUACCAGUGCCUCCUCAUCAGUGCCGCCUAUCAGUGCCCAUUAGUGCAGCCUAUCAGUGCCCAUCACUGCAGCUUCAUUAGUGCACAUCACUGAAGGAGAAAAAUCACUUAUUUACAAACUUUUAUUA